CCGUCAAAAUGACAUCAAAAGUGGGUCCAGUAGCCUUGAAAACGUUCCGCGAGAAGCUCGGCCCGGAACUGCUCGAAGUAUUCGAUAAAAGUUACAAAUCGUUCACAGAUGUACAAGUUCUCUCUGGAACACAUCUCCUUAACCUGUCUGAUGUUGUCGUUGAAUCUCCAACUGGAUCUGGAAAGACUCUUGCUUUCGUUUUACCAAUGAUGAGAAUGAUUCAAAAUGCAAAACUUCAGCCUGCUGACAUUGGAGCACUUAUUCUAUCGCCUUCAAGAGAGCUCUGCAGUCAAAUCGUUAGCGUAAUUCAACCAUUCGCAGAGAAACUCAAUUUAACUGUGGAAACAGUUACUGGAGGACAGAAAGUGGACAAAAAUAUCAAGAUGUUCAAGAAUAAAAAUGUCAACAUUCUUGUCGCCACUCCCGGACGUCUUUUCCAAAUAAUUCAACACGAGAAGACCCUUAUUGCUCGAAAAAUGAGAACUCUUCAACUCCUCGUCAUUGAUGAAGCGGAUAGAUUUAAUGAAAUUCAGUUUGAGGAUCAUAUGCGAGAGAUUCUCUCAUGUAUCCCAAAGCAACGUCGUACCGGAUUGUUCUCUGCUACUCAGGUUAAGGAAGAAGAUGAUUUGAUGGUUUUUGGUUUGCGUAACGCAAAGCAAGUGAAAGUGGCUCAAGAGAGGAACUCGGCCGCACCUUCAACGUUGAAGAAUUAUUAUGUCGAAUGUCGAGCUGAUGAGAAAACGAGUGUCUGUUUGGAGUUUAUUCGCCAGAGAACGGAUAAAAAGAUUCUUAUCUUCUUUCCUUCGUGCAAUUCAGUUAGAUAUUUUUACAAGAUUUUUGAAAGAUGUCUUGGUAAACGCCCAUUGUUCGCAGUUCAUGGAAAAUGCUCAAACCCACACCGUGCAUCUCAAAUCAAAGCAUUCUCGGAUAGCACCAAUGGAGUUAUGAUUUCAACUGAUGUGAUGGCACGAGGAAUUGAUAUCUCGGAUAUUGACUGGGUCAUUCAGUUCGAUCUUCCAAAACAUUCCAGUUGGUUUGUCCAUCGAGCCGGCCGAACAGCCAGAUGUGGUCGUGAAGGAAAUGCUCUUAUUCUCAUCGCUUCGGAACAGUUGGCCUAUGUGAAUUUCCUUGAUAACCACGAGAAAGUAAAGCUUGAUGAGAUCAAAGUUCCAACUAACAAUUCGAGAAAAUCGGAAGAGCUGAGACAGAAAAUGAUCAAAAUUCAAGUUUCUGAUCGUGCAAUUCUAGAAGCUGGAACUCGUGCAUUUGUGAGUCACGUGGAGUCAUAUGCCAAACACGAUUGUCAUCUCAUUUGCUCACUUGAUGAUCUCAACGUGGUCGGUCUUGCCAAUUCGUACGCUCUUCUCAGAUUGCCGAAAAUGCGUGAACUGUCACAAAGAAAAGAUUUGGAUAUGUUCGACAGAAGUGCCAUCGAGACAUCUGAAAUCAAAUACGCCGAUGUUAAACUAGAAGCCAAUCGGGAAACUGUGAUGAAAGAAAAGCACGAGAAGAAGGUCGAGACGUUGGCUGCAAAGGAUAAGAAGCGCCGUGAGAAGGAGGCUAGAAAACUGAAGAAGAUGGGUGGAAGGUUCAGAAAUGGUGGUGGAACUGGUAGAAAAGCAGAGGAGAAGAAGGCUUUGAAGAGAAAGGCCGAAGAAGAAGAUGAUGCUCAAAAUGAUAUCCGAUUGUUGAAGAGAAUCAAGAGAGGAAAGUUGAGCAAGAAGGAAAUCAAGGAUGUUCUUUAAAUUGUUUUUUGUUUCUUUAUUACUUUUUGUUUUCUUUUUUGUUAUUGUCUUGUUAUCACUGUUUUUCGUUUUCAUAAAUGAACGUUUUAAAAUGAAAAAUCAAUUUAUUGCAGAACGAUAUGAGAUCGCAAGAAGAAUUAAAUAAAAAAGUUUCAAUCGCAA
Caenorhabditis elegans is the source of this 1907-nucleotide messenger RNA. It is a transcript of the gene ZK512.2, whose product is annotated as putative ATP-dependent RNA helicase DDX55 homolog. Gene Ontology annotation, molecular function: ATP hydrolysis activity; nucleic acid binding; ATP binding. Gene Ontology annotation, cellular component: P granule. The transcript has 6 exons. Bases 9 to 1745 code for a protein of 578 amino acids. Lineage: Eukaryota; Metazoa; Nematoda; Chromadorea; Rhabditida; Rhabditidae. The record is from RefSeq and is marked reviewed.